This is a messenger RNA of Branchiostoma floridae (Florida lancelet), 6989 nucleotides long. Its product is annotated as tyrosine-protein kinase BAZ1B-like. Gene Ontology annotation, biological process: chromatin remodeling. The record is from RefSeq and is a predicted model, not a curated record. Gene Ontology annotation, cellular component: WICH complex. Gene Ontology annotation, molecular function: histone H2AXY142 kinase activity; protein binding. NCBI's taxonomy places the organism in Eukaryota, Metazoa, Chordata, Leptocardii, Amphioxiformes, Branchiostomatidae. The transcript has 24 exons. Bases 331 to 5340 code for a protein of 1669 amino acids.
UUGGUACAGUCUGUUGAUCUUUGACCCCAAUGUUUCGCGGUGGGGAGAUCGUGUGCGAAGUUACGUGGUAAAGAAGUGAAGAUUUUUCGAGCUCUACUGCACCAAUCUCGCUGAGACUUGGCAGACGAUUUGCCCAACAUCUCAAGUUAGUGAUAUUUGCCACGACUUGUCGCGUUUGUCGUCGCCAAAGCUACAGCAUGUGACAUUUGCUGACCAAUCGCCGGUCGCUGAAACUUCUCACUCCCGCCAUUUUCAAAUAGGGUCGUGAAAAGCAGGUUAGUAGUAUACAGCAUUUGUGAAUCCAGGAAUUCCACAACUCCAACCUUCAGGAUGCCACUUCUUGGAAACCGACAGUUUUCCUUGGUCAAGCCUCUCAAGGAUUUGGGUCCAGACGAGAUGGUUUUCGUGAUCGACCACACGAAAGAAGCCUUCAGAUCGAAGGAAGAGUACUUGCGGCGGUUACAGCAGUAUAACCAGUCCGUAUGGACCUGUCAGUGUACAGGGAACUCCAACCUUACUCACCAGGAGGCCACCCAGUCAGAACAGGAGGCUUACCAAAGCUUGCAGAAGGAAUUCCCUGAGUGCUUCAAGCAGCCAGUACUGGAGUUGGUGCACCACUCCACUCAGCCGCUAGAGGCCCUCGCUGAUGCAGCACACCACAAGUUGCUCACUGAACUUGCCAUUGGGGAGAGAGUUGAGCUGAAGAUGAAGAUCGGAGGGAAGGGUGUGCAGGGGAAGGUGGUAAAGGUGACCGCUCCAACCCCCGAGGAGGCCUCCAGUAACUGUAGCUCUCCGUCCAGCGACAAGGAAAACACCACGGGGAAAGGAACAUCGGGAACGCCCAAGAAGUCAAGUCUGCUUCCUUACAAGUACAACGUGCGUAUCGCUGGCGAGGCCAAGGUCAUCAGCCUCAUUCCCGCCGUUGACCUUCACCGCAUGGAGAGAAUCCCCUCGAGAGAGUUCAUCCAGCUCUUCAUCCGUUCCUACGCCAUGCGUAGUGGGCAGGGACCAAACAGCCCGUGGGUGGUGGACGAGGAAUGCGUGAAGAACUACAACCUUCCCAGUAAAUUCUCGGACUUUCUGGUCUCCCCGAAGAGAGUUGUGCCGCCCAGUCCGGUAAGUCCUGUCGUGAACCUCGGUAAAAGGAAGUCGGUUGAUUCCUCGGAACCUAGCUCCUCCAAAAAGAGGAAACAAGACAAGGGUUUGCCUAAGGUGGGAUUGGAAGCAUUUCUGAAACCCAAAGUCAAGGUUAUUUCCUCGCCCAUCAAAAAGGUGUCGAACGGCCCAGUUUCUCCGUCAGCGAAGAACCAACCGCCCUCUCCCAAAGUCGUUGCCGUAAAUGGGGUAGGAAAGACGCCGGCAUCUCCCAAGACUCCCAAGUCUCCUAAGACGGAGAAAGUAAAAGCUGAGAAGAAGUCGACCACAAAGAAGGCAGCUGCGACGUCCGCAAAGAAAAAGGCAGCAACCAUUCCAGAGAAGAAGAAGAGAGGGCCCAAGAAGAAGGUUGCAAGUUCAACAGACUCAGAAGAUGACGCUCCACUGAGCAGGUACAUUCUUAUAGAGAAGAAGAAGAAAAAGAAGGCGACACCAACUAAGCAGUCAAGUUCUUCAGACGAAAUCACGAUCGACAGCUCUGAUGAUGAUAUACCCUUGAACGAACUGAAAAGAAAAUCUUUAUCAGAUUCUCCCAGCCCGACUAAGAAAGCACGAAAAAGCCCGAAGAAGCAGACAGCCAAGGAAAAGGGAAGUGCGGCUAAGAAGUCACCAAAGAAGACUCCAGGGGGCAAGAAGUCAUUGAAACAAAUGACUCUGUUUGACUUAAAGAAGAAGGGAGGCACUCCAAAGAAAGGAUCCCCAAAGAAGGCAACUACCCCGAAAAAAUCAGGCACUCCGAAAAAGCAGCCAGGGACACCAAAGUCGCCAUGGCAACCACCAAUGAUCAAGAAGCUGAUGAAGAUGAAGAACACUCCAGCUCAAACCAAUGAUAAAAGAUUAAAGUAUGGCCAUCUCCUGCUGAAGAUUUGUAAGGAGUUCCCCUUGGCACUUCUCAAGAACGCACCCCAAGAUGUAAGAGCUGAAAUCUUGGAGAAACACAAGAAGCUAAAGGAAAAGGAGCGCUUCAAGAAGAUGUCGGAAGCAGAGAAGGCUCAAUACUUGGAGCAGAAGAAGGAAGAGAGAAAGAAGGAGAUGGAGAAGAAAAAGGAAGAAAGGAAGAAGCAGAGAGAGGAGGAGAAGAAGAAAGAACGUGAAGAGAAGUUCAAACGGUUUGAAGACCAGGAGUUGAAGUUGAAGGCACUCCCCCAGCCUGUUCCUGUGCCCAUGCCUGAAGGUUUACCAAACACCCUGUUUGGCGACGUUGCCAUGGUAGUGGAGUUUAUCAGCUGUUAUUACCAGCUGUUGAUGCCGGAGGAUAACUACCCCGUGACGACGGACGCCAUCAUGAAGGCGCUGGUUGCGGGAGGGGAAGGGUUCGCUUACCUGUCCCGAGUGCUGGUCAUACUGCUUCAGACACUGCUACAGGAUGACAUCAUGGAGGAUCAUAAGGAGGUAGGAGUGACCCUGAGAGACAUUCCUGUAACCAUGCACUCUGCCUCCGAACUGGUCCGGCUCUGUCUCAAGAAGCAUGAAGAAGAGGAGGAGGAGGAGGAAGAAGACAGCGGUGAUGAAGAUGAGGAAAAGAUCAGAGAUGUAGAUGAGGUGAGUGAGGAACUCCUGGAGAAGCUGGAGACCACAGAGUUUCACGAACUGGAGGCACAGGAGAAACUGGAGAUACUGGUGGCACUCACCCACAAGGUGAUGAUGUCAUAUGCCGUUGAGGACCACAUCCAAGAAAAACAGCAGAAAGCAGCCGAGCUGUGGAAGGAGAAGAUACAGGUGCUGAAGGAAAGAAAGGUCAAACGUAAUGAGGAGAAACAGAAGAAGAAGGACAAGGGUGAUGGAGAAGAAAAGAAGGAGGGAGAAAAAGAGAAGAAGGGUCCAAAGAAGAAAGAGGAGGAAAAGAAAGAAGAGGAGCCAGAGAUACCGAUGGAGGAUGAUGGUGAUCUGGCAUCCAUUGUGAGGAGGAGAAGAGUCUUGGCAGCUCAGGCCCAGAAGGAAAAGGCAGAGCGAGAGAAGAGAGACAGGGAAGAGAGAGAGAAGGAGAUGGAGAAGAUGAAGAAGGAGAGAGAGGAGCAGUCCUUCAAGACACGGUUCGAGGAGGGGAUCGCCCAGGCCAGACGUACACUCAGAUGGCAGCACAUAGGGACGGAUCGGCACCACAACAAGUACUGGCUGUUCUCCCUCCAGACUCCAGGCCUGUUUGUGGAGAAGGGUUGGGCACACGACUCCAUGGGAUAUCAGGUAACUCUACCCAACUCACCUGUGAAGAAGAAGAGCCAGCAGGAAGAAGAGGAAGAGGAGGAGGAGGAGUCUGAUGUGGAGUCGGUCAGCGAAGUCCAGAGUGUGACCAGUGAGGCCAGCACUGUCCGCAAGGGCAGACCUGUGACGAAACACAGAGGCGUUGAGAAGACCCACCCUCCCCUGGGACAGAACCUGUGGUUUGUGUACUCCAAGAAGGAUGAUGUCGACAAACUGAUACAGAACCUGAGCACACAGGGCAUCAGGGAGUCUGCUCUUAGAGAGGAGCUGGAGAAAAGAUAUCAGGACAUCAAGUCUUCGCUGAACAACUUCUCCAAAAGGAACCAGCAGCUGAGGAGUUCUGAUGGGGACCAGGAGCUUCUGGAUGCCUACAAGAGGGACCUGGAGGAGAUAGAGACUAAGUUGGAGAAGGGAGGUCUAGGAAACGUUGAGAACCCUGCCAAGUGGCUGAAACGUCUGGAGAAAACAGACAAGCUGUCUGAGCUGGGCAGUCUGCUGGUGGAGGUGCAGGGAGGGGUGCUGCAGAAGUUUCUGAAAGGUAUGAUGGCACCUCAAAAGAAGAAGCCAAAGGAACCCAAAGAGGAAGAAGCAGACAAAGAGGAGAACAAAGAAGAAGAAAAAGAGGAGCAAGAUGAAGAGGAAAAUGAGGAGGAGGAAGAUGAUGAUGAUGAUGAAGAUAAGGAUGAAAACGAGGUCCAGUUGUACGAGCCUCGCGAGGUGGAGCUGUGGCGCCAGGCGAGUGCGGAGUGUCCCACGAUGUCGCGCCUGCACGUGAUGAUGGGCAUGCUGGACGCCUGCAUCAAGUGGGACAAGUCUGCGGAGAACGCCAAGUGUAAGGUGUGCCGCAAGAAGGGGGAGGAGGAGCGCCUGCUGCUGUGUGACGAAUGUAAUCAGGCAUACCACAUCUUCUGCCUGCGCCCUGCGCUGUCGUGUGUUCCCCCGGGAGAGUGGAGGUGCCCCGCCUGCAUCCCUCGCCAGGCCAGGGUGUGGUCAAGGGGACGGAACUACAGGGAGAUGGACGAAGGUGACUACCAGAGCAGUGACGAUGACGAAGACAAACCGCGCACGCGCUGCGGCAGGAGAGACCAGGGGAUCAUCCACAGGGAGGAGUGCGUGGUUUGUUACGAGGAGGGCGAGCUGGUACCGUGUUCCACCUGCCCGCUGGUGUUCCACAAGGAGUGCCACAUCCCUGCGCUACGCAACUUCCCUCGCGGGAACAACUGGGUCUGCUGCGCAUGUCAGAACCCCUCCAAGUACAGGCAGUUACGGAAAGCCAAACCAAGUCAACCACCUCCCAAGCAGCAGCCAACCAGACAGACAUCCAGACAAACCAGCACCUCACGACAGGCAGCAGCCUCCUCAACAUCACCCAGCACAUCAUCACAGUCGACCAAUCAGACCAGGGCAUCUACACAAGCAGCCAAUCAGAGCAGGGCAUCCACAGCCAAUCAGAGCAGGGCAUCCACACAAGCAGCCAAUCAGGGCAGGAAUACAGCAGCAUCCAGGAGAGCACAGCAACCAGUGCCUAACAACAAAGAGGAGAGGGGAGAACUACAUUCUAGGAGGACCAACAAUGAACUUAAGACAUGUGAAGACAUCUUGCAGAAACUUAUGAGGAACAAGUCUAGCAUUUACUUCAGGAAACCUGUAGAUGUUGAGGAUGUACCUGAUUACUAUGACGUUAUUAAGAAACCCAUGGACCUCACCACCAUCAAGAACAAGUGUGUGUGUCUGGACUACUGCUCACCACAGGAAUUUAUCAAUGACGUGUCCUGCAUCUUUGACAAUGCACACGAGUACAACAAGAUUGGCUCCGACAUCAGGGACAAGGCGGACACGUUAGAGAAGUACUUCAUGGAGCAGGUGGAGGAGUUCCUACCCUCGUACGAUUACCCCCACAAGGAAGACGCAGCGAUACACGGCAUGCACAACGACCACUCCUACACAUCCCCAGGAAAAUCUGCCACCAAUGGCAAACGAUGAACUAUACACACCACAAAAUUGUUUCAUCGCAAAGGCAGAAACCUUCAACCCAAUGCAUUUCUUAUCCACGCACACUCGCUCUCCGGUUAAUAGCUGUUGCUCUUUGCUUUCUGUGUUGUGGGGGUUAGACUCGAAGUUGUCAAGCUUGCGGUAAUUUGGUAUGAGAUCUCAAUUCUAAUUGGUUCCUAACAUUUGUGAUAUGAAAUCUGAUUGGCCCUCCUCACCAUCGAACCCAAUCAUGAUGCUUGAAGCAUGCUGCUGGAUCUUUUUUACCAGACUAUUUCAAGGUGCUUGUUUAAUGUGUAUUUAUUCUGACUGCUUGCUUGAUAUUAGGUCAUUAGUAAGCAGUAACAGCAACUUUGUACUCAGCAAGGACAAAAGUAAGUUGUGAGGGCUGUUCCAAUGAUUGUUCAGAGGGAGGAGCAGAUAUGUCUAAAUGCCACAACAAGAAUAGAAAUUUUCGUAUCUGGUAGGCAAGGUUUCCCUUUUUAAGAGUUUGGGUUGUAUGUAGAACAUUCCAUUUUAUUCACGGGGUAUGUCCACAGACUCCACACCCCGAUACAGCAGGGACUACCAUGUAGAUAAAACCUUCUGGAUACCCCCUUGUAAGAGUUUAGACUCUUCCAAAGAGAAACUGCUUCAAACCAUACCACUUUGUUUCGUCAUGGGGGUGAUUGGUAAAGAAAAGGCGAAUUAAAAAAUCGCACAGCUUAACUUUACAUGUCUUAGUUUUCAAAAAGAUAUUUGCUGUAUUUUGCAAGUUAAAAAAAAAACAUGUAGCAUGCUUGUAACUUGGGCACAUUUUGAUGGUGUCGACUUGUGGUGGUGUGGAACUAAACUGGGUAUAAAUGAGACCAAAAAAAUUAGAAUUCUACUGUAAAUUGUAGCUUGUGUUUCCACGUAAACCAGAGGAUUUUAUUAUGAUUUCGUGUCAGUUUUGGAAGUAAUUUAUUUCUGAGAUAUCUUAAGCGAUGAACUUGUUUUAGUACCACGUUUGAAGUAGGUAUUGUUUCCUCCAACAUUUUGAACACUGCAUUGAUGCAGUAACAUCUAUUUCAUGCAUCAAGAGUCUAGUUAGCUAUUUGCAACCACAACCCCUUUGCUGAUUGGUCAGAAUCAUGAUUGAAUCAUUGUGCAGCUUGUAAGUUUUUUUUAUCCUAUAGAAACAUUCCAUCCCUAUGACAAUGAAGGAUAGACAUAGCAGGUAUACAUAAUACAUCAUCAUACAGAAUGAAAUAAAACACCCGGAUAACAUACCUUAAACUAAAACCUUUUAGAGAUUAUUCAGUUUUUUGGCAACGCCUCAGGGACGAGCCAAAUGGUUUACUAUUCAUUUUCUAUCUAUAUUUACAUGAUGAUGAUUUACAUCAUGUGUACACAAUGAAGUAACAACAUGCUGUCUAACCGGUUGAAUUUCUGCUGAACGAGACAAAAGUUUUAUGCUGAACAUCCCUGGAAUUCGCACAUGGUCCGUUGCUAUAGGUAGCAACUUAGUGGAACUUCUGUAUGAAAUUCAGAUGUUAAGAAAAAUGCUAUCUUUCAUGAUGACCUCUUCCCUAUCAGCUUUUGUAUAUACAUUUUGUAAUAGUCUUUUAAUGCUCUCUCAGUUGUUGUGUAUCCAGAUCACAUUAAAAUUUCGAAAAAGGAAA